Molecule: messenger RNA, 4461 nt
Organism: Lottia gigantea (owl limpet)
Lineage: Eukaryota; Metazoa; Mollusca; Gastropoda; Lottiidae
Exons: 29
Biological process (GO): cytoskeleton organization; regulation of transcription by RNA polymerase II; regulation of cell shape
Cellular component (GO): nucleus
Molecular function (GO): protein binding
Source: RefSeq, a predicted model, not a curated record
UCAGAAUUGUAUUUUUUGAUCGCCCGUUUUCUGUCGAAUGGACCCUGUAAAAAGACCUCAGAGAUUUUAUUACAUGAAUUGGAAGAGAACAAGCUUUUACCGAAAAGAGUAGAUUGGGAAGGCCGGGAACAUUUCAGAAGUUACAGUAACUUGAUUGAGAUAAAUUCCCAUGUAUCAGCUGAUUAUUUAUUAAGGGUCUGUGAGAGAUUAGGGCCUCUGGUUGAUAAAGAAGUUCCACCAUGUGUUACAGGGGUCAGAUCGUUACUAGGGGCAGGUCACAUGUCAUUACUGAGGACAAUAGAAGAUAUAAAAGAAACAAAAUGGACUCCAUCUAAAUAUAUAACACUAUCACAUGGUUACCCUACCUUACCUCCCUCUAAUCUAGCUACACCAAAUAUCUGUCAUGUAUUACAUGCUCAAAAGUUAAGUGGCAGAAGUCGUAAAGACAUUGUGUUCCCGACACCAUUUUAUAAAAAGAUUGAACGCUACGACCGAAAGUUAGGCCACCUAUCAGCUGUAUAUUGUGUUCUGUUUGAUAGAACUGGUCAAUAUAUAUUUACUGGAGCAGAUGAUCAUUUAGUAAAAGUAUGGAGUGUUAAAGAUGGCCGACUGCUGGCUACAUUCCGUGGUCAUUCUGCUGAAAUAACAGACAUUGCUGUCAAUUUUGAGAACACAUUAUUAGCUGCUGGUAGUUGUGAUAAAAUGAUAAGAGUUUGGUGUUUAAAAACCAAGUCUCCGGUGGCCAUUUUACAUGGUCAUUCUGGCAUGAUAACAUCUGUACAGUUCUGUCCACAAUGUAAAGGUGAAACACGGUAUUUAUUAUCUACUGGAGGAGAUGGUUGUGUUUGUUUCUGGACUUGGAAUGUCGUCACCAAUAAAUUCAAUUCUAAACCAAUAAAGUUUAUAGAGAGAUCUAGGGCAGGAGCUCAGAUGUUAUGUUCAUCAUUUAGUCCUGGUGGUAUGUUUUUAGCCACUGGUAAUUCAGACCACGUUAUCCGAGUCUACUUCCUUCAUGCUACUGCACCAGAAAAAAUCUGCGAACUAGAAGCUCACUACGAUCGUGUUGACAGUAUAACAUACAGUAAUCAUAGUGUUAAUUUUGUUAGUGGUAGUAAAGAUGGUACAGCUAGAAUAUGGCGAUAUGAAAGACAGGAAUGGAGAGCGACAGUGUUAAACAUGUCCACUGUGUUGCCAUGCGCGACUGCAACACCGAAUACUUACUCUAGUCAAGAAAAACCUAGUGUAACUAUGGUCUGUUGGAGUAAAAAUGAUUUAUUAGUAGUGACCGCAGUUAGUGAUUUUACUAUUAAAGUCUGGAAUUCUACUACCGGUAAACUACAGCACAUACUUAAGGGCCAUGAUGAUGAAGCGUUUGUAUUAGAAUCCAAUCCAGUAUUUCACCAUAUAUUUGUCAGUGCUGGACAUGAUGGUAAAGUAAUAAUCUGGGAUGUCAAGAAAGGACAGAUGAUAAAAUCAUUCUUUAACAAUAUUGAAGGUCAAGGUCAUGGUGCUGUAUUUGACUGUAAAUUUUCACCAGAUGGAUUAAAAAUAGCAGCCACAGACUCCCAUGGUCACCUGUUAGUCUUUGGUUUUGGAUAUAACAACAAAUACAAAGAGGUGCCUCAAGAGCUGUUCUUUCACACAGACUACCGUCCAUUGAUCCGAGACACCAACAGUUACGUUCUAGAUGAGCAGACACAACAAGCCCCACAUCUCAUGCCCCCACCCUUCUUGGUAGAUAUAGAUGGCAACCCUUACCCACCAAAAAUACAGAGAUUGGUACCAGGAAGAGAGAAAUGUUCUCCUGAUCAGCUGGUACCUCAAGUGGCUUAUAAUGAAGAAGCCCUUGUUCAUCAACCAGGUGCACAAGGAGCUCAAGAAGACAGACGCAGCAUUGAUGAGAUGAUCCAGAAUUUACAGAGAGAACAGGACCAACGUGUGGCUAGAAUAGGUGCUGAACCUCUAGCUUCUCCGCCUCAUCCACAAGGUUCACCAAGAGGAAGGCAUCCAUCUGGACAAGUGAUUUCUGGAAUAUUUUCAGGUUUAGUUGGAAUGAGACGUAGUGGUGAAUUAGAAGGUGUAAGACAGUCGCUAGGCAACGUAUCCCAGAGAUCUACACCAAGAGAUAUAGCAGCCUUGAACCGCAGACGUCUGAUUAGAGAUAUUGAUUCUCAAGAACUCAAGCAUAAUGAAGAAGUAAGAAUAGCGUUAGGUGAUGUAGAACAUAAGAAGUUUAUGUGUGAAAGAAAGAAAAGACCACAUGGAGCCCAUGAUGUAAGUUAUACAAAUUUUUGCUUAGGACGUAAAACUCCAUUCGUUUCAUUUUAUUUUCUAUUUCAGCACGACUAUGCAUUACAUGUAGAGAAUCGUAGAAAGGGUGGUAAUAAAAGUCGACACAGUAAUCAGGCUGAAGUGGCUGCUGCUGCUGAUAAUGUGGAAGUAACUACUAAUAGAUUAACAGCUAGAGCUUUGUAUGAUACAGAAGAUGAGUACUAUGAUCUAUUUUACAGCGACUCAAGUGUAUAUUCUGAUUGGAUGGGAGACAGAGAAACAAAUUUACAACCUCCUACUAGACAAUCUACACGCACUAGAAAACGGAAACGUGUCAGCUCAUCUGAAAAUGAUGAUGAUGAUGAUGAUGAUGAUAAUGAUGAUGACGAUAAAGAUGAUGACGAUGAUGAAGAAGAUAACAAUACUAGUAUUAGAGAAGUACCAGAAGAAUUCCGUCCACCAGAAUGGUUAACUGAUACAGUACCACGUAAAACACCCUACGUACCACAGAUGGGAGAUGAGGUCAUGUAUUUUAGACAGGGUCAUGAACAGUAUUUAAAAGCUGUUAAAAGAACCAGUGCCUAUCAAAUCAACAUAGAGCGCAAUCAACCUUGGCAUAAAAAUCCACACCUCAGGGAACAAGAAUUAGUACGUAUUAUUGGUAUCCAUUAUGAAAUCCGUCCACCUAGAUUAUGUUGUUUAAGAUUAGCUGUUAUAGAUCCUGAAUCUGGUAAAGCAGUUGGUAGUAAAUUCUCUAUCAAAUAUCAUGACAUACCAGAUGUGAUAGAUUUUGUUGUAUUAAGACAGAAUUAUGACACAGCUAUGGCCAGAAAUUUUAAACCAGGUGAUAAGUUUAGAUCUAUAAUUGAUGAUAUGUGGUGGUUAGGAACUAUAGUAUCACAGGAACCAUUCCAACCAGAGUUCCCUGACAGCAUGUACCAAUGUUUUAAUGUAUUAUGGGAUAAUAAAGAAACAGAAAAACUCAGUCCAUGGGAUAUGGAACUGAUAGGAAGAAACUGUCCCCAAUCAGCACAUGGUGAAGGUUUUCUAGUGUUGCCAGAAGAAAUGAAAGCACUACUGUACACACCUAAAGCCAAUGAAUGGCCACCAGAGGGCAGGGAUGUGGAAUGUGACAGAAUUGUACAUGGACUAGAGUUACUGAUGGAACAUCGUAUUGCCGAAUAUUUUAGUGCUCCUGUGGACCUGAGUGCCUUCCCUUCUUACGCCAUUGUUAUAGAAUAUCCUAUAGAUCUCAGUACUAUCAAAGCCCGGUUAGAAAAUAGAUUUUAUAGACGUGUGAAUGCUAUACAGUAUGAUGUCAGAUAUCUAGAAACCAAUGCCAGGAAAUUUAACGAACCCAAUUCCCAGAUAGUUCAAUCAGCAAAAAUACUUACAGACACUAUUCUUAGAUUAAUAAGUGACAGUUCUUGCCGUGAUCCAAUGCCUAUUUUACACCAACUACAACAGAUCUCUAAUAGUGAAACAGAUGAAGAUGAAGGGGGCAGCACUAGUAAAAGAAAUAGAACUGCUAGAAGAAGUAAAACAGAUAGAAGUACUGAUCCAGAUGCCUGGAUAGAAAAUUGUCGACAAUUAUUACAAACUGUAUUUCAAUGUGAAGAUUCCCAACCAUUCCGUGAACCUAUAUCACUUGUUGAUCAUCCUGUAAGUUUAUAUUCUUUCUCCCAGAAAAACCUAAUUUAUCAAGACUAUUUUGAUAAAGUAGACACACCCAUGGACUUUACACUGAUUAGAGACAACCUUAACGCCAACCAUUAUAGCAAUCCUGCUGAACUGUGCAAAGAUGUCCGAACUAUAUUCCAGAAUUCCAAAUUGUACAAUACGAACAAACGCUCAAGGAUUUACUCCAUGACAGUCAGGUUGUCGGCCAUGUUUGAAGAGAAAAUUAAAGAAAUUCAGACCAAAUGGAAAGCUAAUAGAGGUAAAGGAGGAAGUAGGACUAAGUCACGUCCAUUGGAUCAAACCACUACCGGACCAUCUUCAUCCCAGAUUGAACCAGUUGAUACCAGUUUGUCAGCCAGUUCUAGCCGACCAAGAAGAACAACUCGUGGACAAGUACCAGCUCCAAGUUCUUCUAAUGUUAAUGGUCAUGUCAAUGGUAUCUCUCCCAUGUUCAGAAGUAAGUUUUUUGUUGGAAAUCUUUACCAUGUCAUCUCAAAAUAUCUUAAAUAA